GUUGUUCUUUGCGGUUGUGCAGUUUUCAAUGUUAAGAAAAUUAUGUUCAAGCUUUAUCCGUGAUUAGUUUACGUUGUUUUUGUUACGUAUUAUUGGAUUUCGAAGCAGAGGAUACAUUUAGUUGCAUUUUAUACAGGUGGCAUCGUCGUCCGCGGGCGAGAUGAGCGAGCGCGAGAGAUAUCGCGCGCCGCCGCAGCCCGAGCCGCCACCGCCGCUUCGCGUACGUGCCGCGGACCUCUACCCGCGCGUGAAAGCGCAAUACGACGAGCCCGGCCUUGACGCCGGCUUCACACCCAUAUGCGGCGAGUUCGUAAAGUGGGUGGGUCGCACGGCGGACGGCGGCACGAUCGCGAUGUCGACGUACCGGCUGCACCUGCAGCCUCGCCGUCGCGAGAGCGCCGGCGCCUCCGUGCCGCUGCGGCUCAUCGACGCGCUCGAGAUCUGCGACCUGCUGUGCCUGCUCAUACUCUGCAAACACGGCCGCCAGCUCAAGUGAGUCCAUCGCUUAGUUGAAGUAUUUAAGUUAAACUAGUUGUUGAAAGAGGUAUUUUACGUGGUAGAACCACGCUGCACCUAUAUUAUGGUUGUAGCACGAAUGGGGCGGCUUGACCGGCGUAGUACUACGCUCUCACAUAAUGCCAACGUAAAAUAGCAGCUUCCAUCUCCUGUAUUUCGUAUGAUGAGUGUAGAGAACCGGAGAGCCUUUUCAGUGAAACGCAUCUGCAUUUUGAUUCUUAAUCGAAGAUAUAUAAAGACGUCUCAUAAGCAUCAUCACAUCCACUUAUUAUCAGAUAGACUGUAACUUUACUAAUACGUAGAUAGAUAAUACGUACCACCCAUGCUUUCGUCGUCACGAAGAUUUCUAUUUAUUUUAUAAAAAUGACAAACAAACUAACAGUCCAUCUGAUUUUAUAACAGGUAUACCGAUCGAUCGACGAACCAACAAAUGCCAUCCUGAUGCUGAUGUAUAUCUCCCACGCUUUCAUCAUCACGAAGAGUACGUUUUUUUAAUAAAACUGAAGUGACAAACAAGCUGGCAGUCCACUAGAUUAUAAUUGGCUACUGCAGCCUGCAAACAGAGAAGGGUGCAGAUGCAUUGUCACCUCCGAGGCUUUGGAAUGCCUCAUAGCCUGCAAUUAUCUUGGCUCCAUGCACUUUAGAUUACUAUACUUAUACGUCAGACCGGAUUAUGGGAUUGCAGGCACUGCUAUUUGACGGCAGAAAUUGUUAAAAUUGUGGUACUUACCCACACGUACUCCUAGGCAAAAGGAGUCCUACGACCCAGAAAGUUGUUUAAGGUAAACGAAUUGUUAAUUGAAGUAUAAAUCUUUAUAAGAAAUUAUAUAGGUUCCUAAUUGUGUAGUAAUAAUAAUAAUAAUGUUCUCGAGACCGUAAUUCGGUCACGGCGGCAAGUCUCAAAGGAGACUAGCCAACAGCGCAGGACAGUAUUAUAGUGCCCAAGCGUGUGCGCAAGCACAGGUGCUUUCUCUAUUCCCUCACUCUCAUAGUCCGAUGGGACGGUAAACCGACACGAUCGUAGAGAGAUCAGGCGUUAGACCAACGGCUUUACAUGCUUUCCAAGGCACGGGGGUGAGACACCGCCAACUUCCUGACUCCGGGCUGCUGCUGGGAAUUUCCUGACAGAAAAACCCAAUAAUUGAUUUUGGGCCGACUCGUUCUGUUUUAUACGGUGCCUAAGCCAGCUUACUCAGGCAGUGUUGCCAACCCAGUUGCUAGAUUUUUUUUGGAAUUUAUGGCCUGGUAUCUAGACCUUUAGGCCAUCCUAGUUGCUAGACAUUUUUCAAAAUGCCAUUUUUUUUUACAACAAAAAGUUGCUAGAAGUAGGGAAAUGUUACAGUACAUAGGUAGAUUACAAUGAAAUAUCCAUUUCUGACAAUCAUUUUUAAUUUCCAACAAGACAGAGUUAAAAAUGUAUUGUGUAGAGUUACGAGCAAUGUAAACAACAUAGGACCAUAUUAUAUUAUAUUAUAUUUAUUGUCAACUUUUGUGGUACAAAUUUUGCGUUAUUG
Parnassius mnemosyne (clouded apollo) is the source of this 2030-nucleotide messenger RNA. Lineage: Eukaryota; Metazoa; Arthropoda; Insecta; Lepidoptera; Papilionidae. The record is from the annotation of a GenBank genome assembly.